AUGAUAAUUUCGACGGAAUGUCUAAAUUCAUAUUUGUUCGCCUUAUCUGCAUUCACACAGCAAUUGUCAGAAUUGGCACAGAAAUGGGCUGAUGAACUAUCCCAAAUGACUCGUCUCUCAAACAGUGGCUACACGUUUCAGGGAGUUCGUCUGGGGGAGAACGUCAUGAGUCGGUGGUCCACUGCUCCCGUUUAUUUUGGAGCAAAAGAACUAGUCGAUCAUUGGUACCAAGAAUCGUCGAAAUACAAGUUUGACACGGAACCAUCCAGCAUUCAAGGCAUCGGUGGUUUCACUCAAGUGGUCUGGGCCGGAUCACAACGCGUCGGUGUUGGUCGAGCCAUGCUACCAAAACCGGGUCCAACUCCUGGUAGUUCUACCCCCGGCUAUCGAAUGGUUGCUGUCUGUUUCUACUAUCCUCCGGGCAAUGUGACCGGACAAUUCAAAGCUAAUGUGAAUCCGAGUUCGCACUAA
Messenger RNA from Echinostoma caproni, 471 nucleotides. NCBI's taxonomy places the organism in Eukaryota, Metazoa, Platyhelminthes, Trematoda, Plagiorchiida, Echinostomatidae. The record is from the annotation of a GenBank genome assembly.